UUUUCAGACAAGGCCUUACUGAAUUGUCCAUGGUGGGUUCAACCGUUCCCUCUUUCUGCUUCAGCCUCUGGAGUAGCUAGGAGCACAGGCAUGGGCCACACUUCGCAGAGUUCCUCUGAAAAGGUGUGAUGGUUGGCUCCCAAGCAGACAUGGCACCCGCUUCCGCGGCCCAGGGCCCUGGGGAGAAGCUGGCGCCCGCAGCUCCCACGCCAGCAGCCCAGUAUGAGUGCGGGGAGUGUGGCAAGUCGUUCAGGUGGUCGUCCCGGCUCCUGCAUCACCAGCGCACACACACGGGCGAGCGGCCCUACAAGUGCCCCGACUGCCCCAAGGCCUUCAAGGGCUCCUCUGCACUGCUCUACCACCAGCGGGGCCACACGGGCGAGCGGCCCUACCAGUGCCCUGACUGCCCCAAGGCCUUCAAGCGCUCGUCACUGCUGCAGAUCCACCGCAGCGUGCACACGGGCCUUCGGGCCUUCACCUGCAGCCAGUGCGGCCUGGCCUUCAAGUGGUCGUCGCACUACCAGUACCACCUGCGUCAGCACACGGGCGAGCGGCCCUACCCGUGCCCGGACUGCCCCAAGGCCUUCAAGAACUCCUCUAGCCUGCGGCGCCACCGGCAUGUGCACACGGGCGAGCGGCCCUAUGCCUGUGGCGUGUGUGGCAAGAGCUUCACACAGAGCACCAACCUGCGGCAGCACCAGCGCGUGCACACGGGCGAGCGCCCCUUCCGCUGCGCACUCUGCCCCAAGACCUUCACGCACUCGUCCAACCUGCUGCUGCACCAGCGCACGCACGGCCCUGCCGCUCCUGGCCACACUGCUCCUCCACCUGCGCCCCGAGAGCCUUGCGGGGUUGGCCCUGACCUUGUGGCCGAAGGCUUCCUGCAGCGGCCCCCGCCGGCCCAUAGCCCGCCCGCGCCCCCUGCCCCGCCACCCCCGCCGCCGCCUGUGGUACCUGAGCUCUUCCUGGCUGCGGCGGAGACCACCGUGGAGCUGGUGCUGCGCUGCGACGGCUGCGAGCAGGGCUUUGGCAGCGAGGAGCUGCUCCUGGAGCAUCAGCCCUGCCCGGGGCCUGCCGCCUCGCCCUUGGACGCACCUGCCCCUGAGGCCACCGCAUCAGAGUCUGAGCCUCCUGCGGCGCUGUCCCCGCUGCCUUCGCCCCUGUCGCAGCCCCCUCCUGUCUCCGCAGUCGCUGCCCCAGGCUUCACCUGCCUGCCAUGUGGGAAGUCCUUCCGCACUGUGACCGGCCUCUCCCGUCACCAGCACAGCCACCGGGCAGCGGGCGGGCAGGCCUUCCGCUGUGGCAGCUGUGACGGUGCCUUCCCCCAGCUGGCCAGCCUCCUGGCACACCAGCAGAGCCACGUGGAGGAGGCUGCUGCUGGGCGCCCGCCCCCACAGGCUGAAGCUGCCGAGGUCACCUGUCCCCAGGAGCCACUGGUGCCUGCCGCCCCCGCCCCUCCGCUACCUGCCCCAGCCUCCACAGAGAGACCCUACAAGUGUGCAGAGUGUGGCAAGGCCUUCAAGGGCUCCUCUGGGCUGCGCUACCACUUGCGGGACCACACGGGCGAGCGGCCCUACCAGUGUGGAGAGUGCGGCAAGGCCUUCAAGCGCUCCUCGCUGCUGGCCAUCCACCAGCGGGUGCACACGGGCCUGCGUGCCUUCACUUGUGGCCAGUGCGGCCUCACCUUCAAGUGGUCAUCGCACUACCAGUACCACCUGCGUCUGCACUCGGGCGAGCGGCCCUAUGCCUGCAACGAAUGUGGCAAAGCCUUCCGCAACACCUCGUGCCUGCGGCGCCACCGGCAUGUGCACACGGGCGAGCGGCCUCACGCAUGCGGUGUGUGUGGCAAGAGCUUCGCGCAAACCUCCAACCUGCGGCAGCACCAGCGCGUGCACACGGGCGAGCGCCCCUUCCGCUGUGCACUCUGCCCCAAGACGUUCACGCACUCGUCCAACCUGCUGCUGCACCAGCGCACGCACUCAGCCGAGCGCCCCUUUGCCUGCCCCGUGUGUGGCCGCGGCUUUGUCAUGGCCGCCUACCUGCAACGGCACAUGAGGACGCAUACCCCUGCCCAGGCGCCCUCCGGCACCUCAGCCGCCGCAGCUGGUGCCCAGCCCCCCACCCCACUGGCCACGCAGGAUGUCCACGUGCUCCCCCACCUCCAGGCCACACUCUCCCUUGAGGUGGCUGGGGGCACGGCCCAGGCCCCAGCAGCUGGCCCCACGGCACCCAACUCCCAGACCUUUCUCCUGGUGCAGACAGCCCAGGGCCUCCAGCUGAUCCCCAGCAGUGUCCAGCCGCCGCCCCCACCCGCACCCCCUAAGCUCAUCCUGCUGCCCUCCACAGGUGCUGGGCCCAGCCCAGCCAGACAGGGCCCUCGGACUGUGGGAAAGGCUGGCCAGGGCACAGGGGUGGUGUGGCUGCCAGGCCCUGGGGGCUUGGGGAUGCAGGGAGGGAAUGGAGCAGGGGCCAGUGGGGGAGGGCAGAGCCUAAUUGUCCUGCAGAAUGUAGCGAGUGGAGACGCAGGACCUCAGGAAGUUAGUGGGGUCCAGCUCCAGCCGGCCCAGGAAGUGACCACGGUCCAGCUGCAGCCGGCCCAGGAAGUGACUACAGUCCAGCUCCAGCCGGCCCAGGAAGUGACCACGGUCCAGCUCCAGCCCUUGGCAGGCCAGCUGUCCAGCUCCAGUGGAGGAGCAGUGACCGCUGAGACCCCGAACCUGCUGGUGGUCCAGAGUGAGACAGCAGAGGAACUGCUUGCGGCCCCAGGUCCUGGAGAGGCCGGGGAUGGUGAGGCCAAUGCGGGCAUGGUGCAGGAUGUCGUCUUUGAGACACUGCAGACAGAGGAGGGGCUGCAGAGUGUGCUGGUGCUGAGCGGGGCGGAUGGGGAGCAGACGCGCCUGUGUGUGCAAGAGGUGGAAACCCUGCCCUCGGGGCUGCCCGAGCCUCCGGCCUCGGCCCCACCUGGGCAGAAACUGCUCAUCAUCCGCAGUGCCCCUUCUGCGGAGCUGCUGGAGACGAACAGCGUGGGGGGAGGCACCACCACGCUGCAGCUCCUGGCCCCUUCAGCCCCUGGUCCAAUCUCUGCCCCUGCAGCGGUAUCUGCGGCCCCUUCACCCCAGGUGGUACAGGUGGUGCCUGCAGGGGCCGGGCCUGGGGUCGUGAGUCCACAGACUCUGCCAUCCAUCCAGAUCGUGCAGACGCUGCCCGCUGUCCAGCUGGUGCACACGUUUUGAGGAGACCCACCUCUGAGGCUCCAACUCACUGCCUUUGACUGGCCUGGGGUCCGCCCAGCAGAAAGGAGACUGCUAAUAAAGUCUCAGA
Octodon degus (degu) is the source of this 3321-nucleotide messenger RNA. RefSeq names its product zinc finger protein 628 (gene Znf628). NCBI's taxonomy places the organism in Eukaryota, Metazoa, Chordata, Mammalia, Rodentia, Octodontidae. The transcript has 2 exons. The coding region runs from base 129 to 3233 and encodes 1034 amino acids. The record is from RefSeq and is a predicted model, not a curated record.